This is a messenger RNA of Odontomachus brunneus, 2151 nucleotides long. RefSeq names its product protein 5NUC-like. The transcript is spliced from 8 exons. The coding region runs from base 27 to 1853 and encodes 608 amino acids. Gene Ontology annotation, biological process: AMP catabolic process. The record is from RefSeq and is a predicted model, not a curated record. Gene Ontology annotation, cellular component: plasma membrane. Lineage: Eukaryota; Metazoa; Arthropoda; Insecta; Hymenoptera; Formicidae. Gene Ontology annotation, molecular function: 5'-nucleotidase activity; metal ion binding; nucleotide binding.
CACUGUGACGUGAGUAACAAACGAAGAUGUCAAUAGGACCGAUCAAGUGGUAUAUUCUCGCAUUAUUGGCAUUCGUGAAUGGAGUGCUUGCAAAUCCCGUUGUCAAGCAGGAUGACGACUUCACCAUCACGAUCGUUCACACGAACGACAUGCACGCGAGAUUCGAGGAAACGUCGCAAUUGUCGACCGCGUGCACGCCGAAAGACUCCAAGGAAGGAAAGUGUUACGGUGGUUUCGCCAGAAUCGCAACACUAAUCCGCCAAGCGAGGGCGCAAGGGCCGACGAUUUUCCUGAAUGCCGGCGACACUUUUCAAGGGACAGCGUGGUACAACGUGUACAAAUGGGUGGCACCAGCGGUAUUCCUGACUUUCUUGGAACCGGACGCCAUCAGUUUGGGUAACCACGAGUUCGACGACGGGAUCCAGGGUCUUAUACCGUUCAUACAGAACGUCACGUUUCCUAUCGUAACGUCGAAUCUGGAUCUCAGCAUGCAACCAGAUCUGCGAGAUACGAAGCUGAAGAAAAGCACGAUCCUCGAGGUGAACGGCCGGAAAAUCGGUGUAAUCGGUUACCUGACGCCUGAAACGAAGAUCUUGUCGACCACGGAGAACGUGAUCUUCAAGGACGAGGUAGAAUCCAUCCAAAAGGAAGCUAAAAAGCUCAAGGCUCAGGGUAUCGACAUUCUCAUCGCUCUGGGUCAUUCCGGCUACGAAACCGACAAGAGGAUCGCCAAAGAGGUCGAGGAUAUCGAUUUGGUGAUUGGCGGUCACACGAACACCUUCUUGUACGAAGGUACGCCGCCGGACUCCGAGGUACCAGAGGGUUUUUACCCUACGGAGAUAACACAGGAAAGCAAAAGGAAAGUCUACGUUGUUCAGGCGUACGCCUACACCAAAUACCUAGGUAACUUCAGCGUGAGCUUCGACGCGAGCGGGGAGGUGACGCACAUCAAGGGAAACCCGAUCCUGGUCGAUUCCACUGUGAAACAGGCAGAAGAUGUCCAGGAAAUGAUAAUACAGAUGAAAAAACCUAUCGAUGAGUUAAUGAACAUAACGAUCGGAAAAACACGAGUACUCCUCGACGGGGACAGCAAGAAUUGCAGACGGAAAGAGUGCAAUUUGGGAAAUUUAAUCUGCGACUCUAUAAUCGAUUAUUACGCUACUCAGUACUUGGCUAAGAAAGGAUGGACGAAUGCUGCCAUUGCGAUUCAAAACAGCGGCAGUAUCAGAACGUCCAUCACUAGAGCGAGAGGAGAUAUGAUCAACAGAGGUGACAUUAUAAGCGUCUUGCCUUUCGGUAAUGUAAUCCAAGUGGCUACUAUGACGGGAGAAAAGAUUCUUGAGAUGCUCGAGUGGAGCGUCUAUAAUCUUGGCAAUCGGACCUCCACCGGCAACUUGUACGGCGCGUAUUUGCAAUUUGGAGGACUGCAGGUGGUCUAUGACGAGACUCAGCCGCAAAACUCGAGGGUGGUUUCCGUUCAAGUUCAAUGUGCCGACUGCGCAAUACCAUCGUACAGUGAGCUUCAGACGAAUGCCACUUAUAAGGUCCUUGUGAACGAUUUUAUCGCAAAGGGCGGAGAUGGUUUCCAUAUGAUGGAAGACCUCGAAAUACACUCAUUAGGCAUCACUACGUCGGACGUGUUGGAACAAUAUAUCUCUAAACACAGCCCGAUACACACGGGCGUAGAAUGGCGAAUUUCAUAUGCAAAUGAUGCAAAUGAUGAAAAAAAUAACAAGACAGAAUGCCCUAAACAAUGCCCUAAAGAAAAGAAAUGUGGAAAUCACGGGACGACUUAUCAACCGAUUGGCUUGACGAUUCUCUUGCCAAUUGUUUCAUGGUUAUUGGCGAGAUAACGAGAAUAAAACGUUAUCAACUGCGAUCGCUACACGAGCGUGUAUAAUUAAGUACAUUAUAGUUCAAAUUACUCCAUAGACAACAUUUCCUACUAUUCGACUACCUCAAUAAUAUCUGCGAAUUAACAUAGUUUUGUAUAUCUUCUUGCGCCGUAUAUUUACGAUUCAUGAAAAUCGUACAUAGGAUAACAGAAAAGUAAAAAAGGUAAACUUGAUAUGCAAUAUUGUCCAUCGCAACUUUAAUUUUUCAAAAUAUUAUACAUUUAACAAAUAUAGUGUCAUCUUUAAACAUUUUUAA